Molecule: messenger RNA, 3720 nt
Organism: Lineus longissimus
Lineage: Eukaryota; Metazoa; Nemertea; Pilidiophora; Heteronemertea; Lineidae
Product: PDZ and LIM domain protein 7-like
Exons: 10
Coding region: 288-2531 (747 amino acids)
Biological process (GO): muscle structure development; actin cytoskeleton organization
Cellular component (GO): stress fiber; Z disc; adherens junction
Molecular function (GO): muscle alpha-actinin binding; actin binding
Source: RefSeq, a predicted model, not a curated record
CACUUUAGUAUAGGGCAUUUAAACCGUAGGCACUCAACGUACGUACACCAUUCCUGCAGGAUAGGAUAUCCAGCACAUUUUAGUUAAAUUUGUCCCUCAGGGUUACAUUGAAAGGAAUACGGUUCACUAAAUCCUUAUCAAAACUCGACACCAUAGUAAUUGUGACAAUUGUCCUCAGCUAUGGGUGACUGACGGCACCACGGUCGUUCAGAGUGGACAGCAGGACAGAGGGCGUAGACCAUCGUUGUUGGAUAUAGGAUUCUCCUUGUGACUUAUCAGGGCCUAAAAUGUCAGGGGGCUCUGGGAUCUCAGUGAAAUUGGAGAGGAGCCUCUACUGCGGAGUGCUGCCUCCCUGGGGGUUCCGCAUCCAUGGGGGAAAGGACUUCAGUCACAACCUGACGGUCUUGCGAGUUACGCCAGGCAGCAUUGCGGACCGCUGCGGCCUGUGGAACGGCGAUGUCAUCGAAGAGAUCAACGGGAAGGACGCCACAAAUCUUAUUCAUCUCGACGCGCAACAGCUCAUCAAAGUUUCCGGCGAACAGUUAGAACUGGUUGUGGAGAGGCAAGUUGAUCAGUGCGGCAUUUUCUUCAGGCAUGAUAAUACAAACAGUACCACUGUUUCCAAUGACGGUAGAUCCUCAGUUUCGAAAUCGGGGCCAGAGGAACCAGGAGUACAUGGAACUACACAGAGAACCAUAGGAGUCGAAGUCGGGAGUGACGAAACAGAUUCAGCCACACCGUCACCGGAUAAAACAGAAGGCCUAACUGCUGAAAACGGUGAGACAGCUGAAAGGAAUAUUACUGUCGGAGUCGAUGCGACAGACGUUGAAGUAGAGAUUACGGUUAGCAAGGGUGAAGCACGAAGCCCAAGUCCUGCAGAUGAACCACCUCCACUCCCCCAUUCCGCAGUCCCGGACUUCCACGUGCGGCCGGCCCCUGUCGAACACAAGUCUACCAUACCAUCAUGGAUGGAACCGCGUUCUGAACCUGUCAUGGGUCGCACCAUGAAGUUAUUACAGAGGAAGCUGUCCGUUGGUGAAACCGCUCCGAGUGUGCUGGAUAAGAGUGCCAGCAGUUUACCAGAAUCAACACUGGAGAAACAGCCUUCAGAACCGAAACCCUUUGUAAGCAGUGUACCCCAGCUUCUUCAAGACGAGGGCGAGAAGAAAACGGUCCUGUGCAUCAGCAAACAAAAUCAAGCAGAUAUCCCUUCGAAUCCCGUUGAACCUUCUGCAGAAGCCGUUACAGAGAAAAAGCCGUCUGAGCCGAAGCCUUUCGUGAGCAGUACUCUCCAGUUACUCCAAGAAGAAGAGAAGGAGAGGAAGAGAUUGGGCGCGGGGAAACCGAAACCAAGGCACUCUCCGUCGAAUUCUGUGGAAUCUUCAGCGGACCCGCCACUUGGUCGGACCAUGAGGAUGUUACAGCAACAACUGAAAAUUGGUGGGGAUAGUCCUCUUCCAAGUGUUCUUGCACCUGAUUACUCAAAAACACAUGCUCGUCCACGUUCCUGGGGCCAAGUAGGACGGCCAUCAACAAUCAUUAAGGCACCAACACGGAAGGAAACAGAUAACAGGCAGUCAUCGGACCCUGCCUCAAAACCCAUAGAACCGCUGAACAGACCUGCAGAAAUAGCCAAACCUGCAGAAAUAGCCAAACCUGAUACCGGAAAAGCAAACGUUGGACCAAACUACCGAUAUUACGCUGGUCUAACUCCAACACCAGACAAAGAGAUCGAACCUAUCCAGGUUGGUCGUCGGAGAUCCAGUGACUUCGAAAAGAAGCGUACUUCCAUCGACUCCUCAGGGUCUAUUGGUCAAUCUAAGGUGUUCGACACCUGGACGGGCGUCUGGAAGGACCCCGAGCCAACCCGUUUGGGAACCUACCAGCACACUGACCAGACGAAGCCAGCUCCUCCUAAGGCGCCUGCACCCCCUGAUGUUAAAAAAGUUCCACCGAAGUCGGUGGACACAUUGGAUGGUGCAGUCAAUGGAGAGCCCGGGAAACCGUCUUGCGCCGGUUGUCAGCAGACUAUAAAGGGAGCAUUUGUGACUGCAAUCGGCAAGACAUGGUGCCCAGAUCAUUUCUGUUGUCACUACUGUAAGAUCAACCUCUCUGAGACUCAUUUCGUUGAAGAAGACGGCAAGAUCUAUUGUCAAGAAGACUAUGAGCUUCUGUUCUCUCCACGAUGUGCCCGCUGCAAUGAAACAAUAUUUGGGCACGCAAUCAACGCAAUAGGAAAGUCGUUUCACCCGUCAUGUUUCGUGUGCGCCAAGUGUAUGAAGCCGUUCGAGGGAGAUGGGUUCAUGUUGGAGAAAGGGGAACCAUACUGUCAAAAAGAUUACGAUGCGCUGUUCACAGUAAGAUGUGGUAAAUGUGAGGACUCCAUCACAGGGGGAGAGCGGUAUAUCGAGGCACUUGGUAAAGAAUGGCACAUCCGUUGCUUUGCCUGCUCGGUUUGCCGGACGCAGUUGGAAGGGACGAAAUUCUUUGUCAUAAAUGGUGCGCCAUACUGUCAGGACCACAAAGCAUGAAGCGUUGAUUUGAGGAAAUUCAGACUUUAUACAUGCAUACUGUAUUGGGGCGUUGCCUACAACGACGUGAAGGUGUGUGUAAACACUUAUGAACGAAACAAUAAUGAUGUGACACCCUCAGUAUAAUGCCUAUGGCCUUAAUCACUAAUCUCUAGGGAUGUGUCAAAAGAUCUCAAAACAUUAGCCCAAUCAUGCAAUUGUUUGUUAGUUUCUGGUUUCAUUUUAUACCAUGAGUAUUUAGGGAGUUCCACAUGUGUAUCCUUUGAUCAGCAGUGUGUAUAGUCAUAUUGAAAUUGAUUUCAUCGGACGAAGUGUAUCAGUGAAUUUACCACACAAGUGAUAAACCCAACCGAAGAUUACAUAUGUAGGUGAAGGGCAGAGACCUGUAUUCAUCCACGACCGGAAGAGUCACAUAGAGCUUAUCAAAAUGUCAAGUUGUGGUAAAUACAUGGCUGGGAUGGACCAAAGUGGAAUUAAUUCUCAAUCUGUGGUUGAUUCUUAAUCUACAGAGUCAGGCCAUCACAGAAAUAUGCUUUUUGAUAAUAUAUUUAAGAAAAUGUGGUCUCACUGGUCAGUUUAGAACUUGUACUUUGACAGGGCCAUAUCAAUGCGCCAGUGACGUUUUGAUGGAUAUGGUGUACGGAAAUCUUUUUUUCUCAGGCAAUCGGUAUUGGAAUUUUUUAAAACUUUAUUAUGCUAUUGGCAAAGGGUUCUUCUUGACACAUAUAAAAUUUUGUGCAGAUUGAUUGGUCCAAUGAGUACUUUUUUUACCAAAACCUAUGCACAACAAUGUACACGUAAUGUACACAUGUUUUAAUAGAGGACUCUGGCCUGAAACCGCUGAAGAUUUUUAAAGUUCAACCCUAACCCUCGGGGUGCGGUGGUAGCCCGCGUGGGACUGUGUUUACAGUGCGGAGGAGUGAUGGAUGGCUUGCACGAAUGACAGCAUCUUCAUCAACAAGGCUACCGAGAUCGCAAAGUGCCUUUAACGCGCUCCAUAAAGAACUGUGUGUUAUGAUAAGGUGGGCAUUAGACUUGUUAUGGUGAGAUGGAAGGACAGCAUACUAUCAAAGGUGUUACUAUGUUCUAACCAUACUAGUCAUGCGGAGUAACUCGUAAAAUUUAAUCACCAAGAUAGUAUUAUAUCAAUAUCAUGAUCCCCGCCACAUUAAUCGAAUUAUAACAUUAA